UCCUCUAUGGUAAUGGCGACAUGUGCUCUUAGAGAAACUGGCUAAUUUCUCAUGCCAUGUUAGCCAGAGGGUACCUCUGACAUAAAAUACAAGACUAACUCCAUUGAGCGUAUGCAGUUGUGUAGUAAGCUUUUAUGGUACCUUUAUUUUCGGACGACAUUGUUAAAAGGUCGCACAACGGACGUAAACAUCGGCUAUCGGACAACGUGGCCUGGGUCACGAAAGAGCCUGUUUGACCUGUGGAUCAAUUGAUAAACAUAUUCACUGUUUUGAAGGAUUGGAGGUAGUGUAUGCAAUAUGCCAGUCAUAAAUCCAUACAUAUAAGAAACCUUUCGUGGGUUGCCAAUUUUAUUGAUAUAUGUCUGUGCCAACUUCUGAGUUAAAAUGGACCAGACUUAUUGCAUAUGGUCAUGAUCUAAAUCGAGGCUGAAGCCUGGCGUGACAAUUUAUUUGAGGUGUUGUUUACAAAUAAAUUUGCAUUGUUUUUCGACAAUUUGUUGUUUUGACACUGAUAUAAGACUAGUUGUGAUAACUGUUAUUGCUGAGAUUUAGUUGUGCACGUAUUUGAUCGUCACGACGUGUGUAUUGAGGUCGUGAGUAAUAAACAGCUGUUCAACAAUGGCUGCGGCCGUUGGUACCACGACGAGGAGUGAACACUUUCAGACGGAUUCUGCGGAAAUGCAGGACCCAGAAAAUACAAGAAAGACUUCUGAAGAAAAUUCAGAUACAAGCGUUUCCCAAUCACAACCGACAACGUCAGAUAGCACCAGUUCAGACCCUGGGGUAUCCGAAUCUAAUGAAGGGAAAAAAGACUCUGAUGACAAAUCUCAGUCUAAGGUCAAGAAAUUUGACAACAAGAACUUUGUUGAGGCACCACUUCCCAAAACCAAUCCAUGGAACAAGGGGAAGACUCCGGCAGUCGCAGCACCAAAACCAGUACCUGUUGCUCCGGUAGCUAAGGCACCAGUUCCUGUGCCAGUGUCUCCUGUACAAGCCCCAGUCAUUCAGAAAGAAAAUCAGUCCUUGGAGCCCAAGUCAGUAAAUGAGACAACAGAGACUACGGAGACCACAAAACCAAAAGUUACCACACAGAAAUCACUGCCAUUAAGUGAUGAAAACUGGCCUGCUCUCAACGAAACCACUGAGUCCCCUGGCACAAAGAAACCCGUACCAAUGAAGUCUCUGCCAGGCUUACCACAGGCCCAACAGCCCCUUCCUACCCAGCAGGCACCACCCACACAGGUGGAUUCAGGAGGGGACGACUCUGCCAAAGAGAACAAAGAGAAUGCAGAGGCACAGAAAACACCAAAGAACAGGAAAGGAAAGAAAGAAUCAAAACAAAAGUGGGUACCCUUGGACAUAGAGCCUCCAAAGUCUGGGAGGCGAAGCCGAAGUCAGGGGAGACUACCCCCACGACGUGAUUCAGCCAAAGUCCAGGAGAGGACAGUCAGGGGAGGCGAUAAGAGAGAUGAAACGCGUGGAGAAAACAGAGCUGAUCAUUCCAAAAACUGGCGGGAUGACAUGAGGCCCUUAAGUCCACGUGACACCCGAGGAGGCUACGGGAACUAUAAUCGGAGAGGUGGACGAGGUGGAAGGGGAAGAGGAAGGGGCCGUGGAGGGGCCAGGAGUAGGGGUGUUGAUUCCAACGUGGAAAACUUAACAGGCCAAGACUUUAAAUACUUCUAUGAUGAGCAGUAUUAUCAGGAUCAACCCCCGGCUAGUGCAGUACCUCCGACUGGAGGCUUUGGUACUGUCUACUUCAACACGCCCUUCGUUGAAGACGGCACUCUCAAGGACUUCAUCAAGAAGCAAAUAGAGUACUACUUCAGUGAUGAAAACUUACAGAAGGAUUUCUUUCUGCGGCGGCGGAUGGGCAAGGAGGGCUGGCUGCCUAUCAGCCUUAUCGCAGGCUUUCAUCGUGUCCAGAAUUUGACCCGAGAUAUUCAGGUUAUAAUCAAUUCUGUUGCUGACAGUACAAGCGUGGAGAUUUCGGAGGAUGGUACCAAGGUUCGGUGUCGUCAGAAUCCAGAGAAAUGGCCUCUAGAAGGUCAGCCCUUGGAUCUAAGUUUGGCCUCAACACUGCAUGCAGAUGUACCAGAGUUUGUACCAGGCCAGGCCUACACCAUACCCUCCAAUCUACCCAGUAUAUUCAGUGGUACCACUAAAGGGGAGGAGAAUAAGGACCAUUAUAAGACGUAUCGCACCCAGUCAUCGGAGCAGGAUGACGAGUUCAGUUUCAUGUCUCUGGGUCUCAGUACCGGUCUGCUGUCGUCCAGCGCCCCACAACUCCAGGGUGACUGGAGGGAGGUCAAAAGGAAGGUCAGGGUGCCAAAGAAGUCAGAGGAUAAGAAAGCUGAUGCCAACGUGUCUGUUGACAACGAGGAGAAGGAGGAACUUGACUUCAUGUUUGACGAGGAAAUGGAGGAACUUAACAUUGGACCUCGGCAGAAUAAUUUCACUGACUGGUCCGAUGACGAAUCUGAUUACGAGAUCUCGGACAGUGAAGUGAACAAGAUCUUGAUAGUGACCCAGACACCACCCUCCCUACGGCGCCAUCCCCAAGGCGACAGGACAGGUGAUUACACGCCUCGCUCCAAGAUCACAUGUGAGAUGACCAAGGUUAUCAACGAUGGCCUCUUCUACUACGAAAAGGACCUUAUUGAUAUAGAGGAUGAUUUCAAAAGCUUCAAGACGGUGAACAUGAUUACUCGAGAGGAGUUUGACAGUAUGACGCCCUCCCAUGUGACAACAUCGCAGAAAACACCUCCACCUCCGCCUCCCCCAAUCUCCCUUCAGUCAGAAUCUAAAAAAGUGCCACCAGUCUCACAACCUAGUCAUCCUGACAUUGCCCGCUCAUUGCCAGCAUAUGUCCCUAACACACCUGGCACAGGUAGUCGUACGCCGCGCAGUCGUAAGGAGGACACUGCACCACGCUUCUAUCCAGUGAUGAAGGAUUCCACACGACCUCCAGAUCCACAGACACCACGUAAGUGGAAGACAAAACACAGCAGUAACCCGCCUGUGGAGAGUCAUGUUGGCUGGGUGAUGGACGCCACGGAGCACAGACCCUCACGAUCACACAACAAUUCUAUGUCUCAGAGUCCAACAGACAGUGCCCUGUCAACAAGUUAUGGCAGCUACAGUUCAACUCCUCAUGCAUUCCCCAACUUCCAGCAUCCAUCACAUGAACUGCUGAAAGAUAACAACUUUGUCUGGCAUGUCUACCAUAAGUACCACUCAAAGUGUCUCAAGGAGCGCAAGAAAGCUGGUGUUGGCCUUUCACAAGAGAUGAACACUUUGUUUCGUUUCUGGUCUUUCUUCUUGCGACAGCAUUUCAACAAGAAGAUGUACCUGGAAUUUAAAGCUCUGGCUGUAGAGGAAGCCAAGUCUGACUACAGGUACGGUUUGGAGUGUUUGUUCCGGUUCUUCAGCUAUGGCCUAGAGAAGCGGUUCAAACCUGACCUUUUCCAGGACUUCCAAGAGGAAACGAUCAGGGAUUAUGAAAGUGGUCAGCUGUAUGGACUUGAGAAGUUCUGGGCCUAUCUGAAGUACACCCGUAAACACAUGGAUGUGGACCCCAAGUUACGAGGUUGGCUGUCCAAGUAUAAACGCCUGGAGGAUUUCAAAGUAGACAAUUUGGAAGAACAGAGAGGAGCCCGUGGCCGACAGAGACACAUGUCCGGUCCCCCUCGGGAGAGGCAUCUAUCUGGCUCCAAGGGGCCCAAGAGCCAGUCUCAUGGCGGCAAGCAUGGCCUAACACGACAGACUUCUCGCGAAUCCAGCCAUUCACAUAGUGCGAAAACAGACUCGAAUAGUCAAUCACAGACAUCAAAGCAUAGUUCGUCAGAUAACAGCCAAUCACAAGUGACACAAAAAGUUGAAAGCAGUGCAAAGGAGGCUGUGUCUAGUGGAAAAGCAUGAAACCUACAAAAUAUGGACAAAUGCCACUUUCAAAAAUGAUUUUAUGGAAUAAAAAUGCCAAACAAAACCUGGCAUUAAAAAAUUUGGAAUCUUUUGAAACCAAAAUCUUUGAAGAAGAUGACUUAAAUCUGACAUUUUCUGUGUAGAAGAAAUUUUAAUGAUGGAAACAUCAAAAAGAUGGUUUCCUUGAUGACAGCUUUUAAGGAGAUGUUAAUAUGUAUAGGUGAAGUACAUUGUGGAAGCACUUGUAGGUUGCCCGCGAGACAUACGGGUACAGGGAAACUAUUCUGACAGUUAAAUACCGACACAUGCAGAAAAAAUGUUCAGUUACAUUCAAAGAGAUGAAAAAUGUGUACAUCAAUCGGCUCUAUACUAUAAUGGAUAUCUGGAUAUUUGAUCCAAUGGCACACUUUGGAUUCAAUCGGCAGUGAUGCCCCUCACUUGUACAAAAGUCGGCUCGCGGUAAACAACUGUCUUGGUGUGGUAAUAGUUUCCUUCCAUAAACAAAUUUGCAGAAGUUGAUCGCAAUAAAGCAAAUGUAGCUGGAAUAAAACGGGAAAAAAACUGAUGCUGUUUAACAUGCUAUAAUGUGAAGUCGUGCACAAUAUUUCACUGUAGUGGAGACUGCAUAUAUCAUCCUGCUGCCCCUUGUUGAACCUUGCCUGGCUUUUCUUGCUAACCUUUCUAUAAAGAGAGAUACACGGGAAAUGAUAGAGGUUCGCGCAGAGCUGAACCUCACCCAGCUUCGUUUUCCCUCUUCUUCGAGAGAUACGUCUGGAAUAAUGGUGGUUAGUGCAGAGCCUUUUAUCCGGUGUUUUAGGCAAUUUUUGGUGUUUUAGGCACAGAUAUACAAUGAGUUUUUCUGAUCACAUGUGGUGGAAUGGUUUCAAAACCCAAUUAACAGUCUGUGAUUAUCUUAUCUCAUCAAUUGGGUAUUUGGCGUGAACAUAUAUCCAUUGUGUUUUGUAUAAAGUCUUAUAUAAAUUGAAUAUAUAUAUAUAUAUACACAUUAAUCAUAGUAGUGAAAUCAUUAACAUGUGUAAAAGGAUCAUUCUGGUUUUAUCUGCCUCAAAACAUGUUAGUGCUGUAGAUCUUUUAGCACUGUCUGCAUAAGUUUUUAGUCUACUCUAAUUGUAAAACAGUUAAUCAAAGAAACGUUUUAUGUUUUAGGUAAAUGUUUCAGACAUAUUUCAACUAAAUAUAUGAACUUACCAGUUUGUUUACUUAAAUAAGUAUUCUUUUGUAUGAUUCUGAAACGAUUUAAAAGUUUUAUUAGUUGAAAAGAUAUAUGCAAUACUUGUUCAGAGUUUUUUUGGUUAAUGGAAUGAUAGUGGAUUACACAGGGAUGUUGGUGACAAUUACAGGAGUUAAUCCUGUUAUUGUUUAUAAGAGCUGUUUUAUUAUUUUUACAGAUCAUGCAGUUUGUAUUUUUCACACAAAACUAUUUUAGUCUUUUUUGUUAACGAGAUAAUUUGUUAGUUGAUAUGUUCACAAUAAUCUGUCUGUCACUUCUAACUGAAAGUUUCUGGUAAAUACUACUAUAGGGCAAUUAAGUGCUGUUAUAAAUACAAUUGUAUUUCUACAACUGAUCCAGGUUUUCAUUCAUCUUAUAUACAUUUAUUUAUUUAUUCAAUUGAAUGUUAGAAUCAAUUGACUGACAUUUUCUGUCAAACUUUCCAAUGUCUUUUAAGCCCAAUUUUGAAAAUCUGUUCUAUAUGUUGAAAUGAAGAUUAACAGCAACAGCCUGUGUGCCAAGGGGCGGUAGACUACAAUGUAACAGCCUGUGUGCCAAGGGGCGGUAGACUACAAUGUAACAGCCUGUGUGCAAAGGGGCAGUAGACUACAAUGUAACAGCCUGUGUGCCAAGGGGCAGUAGACUGCAAUGUCUCAAAUAGUGCUGCUGAUUGGUGGAUUGCUGUAGUUUUGUAUCCUAAAUUGAUUUGAUUGUACAUUCAGUGUACAUGGUGUAUCCACAUUGAUUUCGAUUGAUCUGUCAAGCCAAACACUUUUUUUUUAAUGAAUGAAUUGAUUUGUUGAGCCAUGCUACCUGAUGAUUUAAGAAUUUUGAUUGGUAAAGAUAGAUAACUUAUUAAUCCGGGCUGAAUGAUUCAUCAAGCCACAUUUGUAAUGUAUUACGUGAAACAUUACGGUGGACAUGCAAAGUAGACAGAUGGUGUUGUUGACGAGGACAUGAUUACACUUAUAACAUUCAUAGGCAGUAUCUAUGUGAUACAGUUGCAAUUCAGAAUUGAACAUUAUUUCCCUUAAACCAGGCUUGUAAAUUAAAAAAAUCUUUUAAAGUGUAAUCAGAUUAUCUGUUUUGAUACAUAUCUGUCAUCAGUUUAUACCGUUGGCCCUGAACUAUGGCAAGAAGUCAGUUGGCUCUAACCUAAGGUAACAAGAUAGCUGGCUCUAAGCCAUGGUAAACUGUAUAGUAGUUUACAUAAGUAGCACUGUUAUUUUGAACUAUGCUUAACUUACGUUUGUUUCUGUUACACCAUAUUUGUUGAUAUACCUUAAGUUGUGUUCAUAUCAAACCAUGUGUAGGUUGUUAUGUACAUUGUAGUGAGUAGAUUCAGGGGAGUCAUGUGACUGACCUGUAGAAAGUCACAUGGUAGUCAUGUGAUCGACUCUGAAGAAUUAUAGUGGCAAGGUUAUAUUAGCCUUUACAGAUAUACUGUGGUUGGUCAUGGUCUUUCACUUUUAUACCUCUACAGAGAUAAAAUCAGUGAAAAAGAAGGCAAUUUUUUGUGUAUUUUUCAUUUUUGUCACCAAAAGGUAAAAGAGAAGAAAAAAUCCCUUUAAAAACCAAUAAUGAUUGCUGUAGUACUGUCUGUUAUUUUGGACACUUUUACACCUGUUAAAUCCUUUUAUGCACAAGUUUUUCACUUGAUACUUUGUUAGAUUUUGCACCCUUUUUACUUACCGAUAAGCAUGUCCGUCUGACCUUUGAACUUAAUUAGUAAACAUGUCCAUCUGACCUUUGAAACUUAAUUAGUAGUCAUGUCCAUCUGACCUUUGGAACUUAAUUAGUAGUCAUGUCCAUCUGACCUUUGAACCAUAAUUUGUACCAUGUCUGUCUGACCUUUGAACCUUAAAUAAUAAUCAUGGCUGCCUGACCUUUGUACAUCAAUAUUAAUCAUGUCUGAGCUGCCUGACCUUUGAACCUGGAUUAGAAACCAUGUCUGCAUGACCUUUGAACCUUGUCUAGUAAUAUCAAGUCAUGCUAUUUCUCUUUUCUCCCAAACUGUCCCCUCCCCUAACUGAAACAGUUGAAAGUAAUCAAUUGUUUUGUCAUCAAUUUGAUCUCUUACUUUAUUUUUAUAUGUGCUGAAAUAUUAACUUGUAAAAAAAUUUGUCUUCGUAAUAUUUGACAGUUUUCAACAUAUGCUGUAAAAGCAAUCUUAACUCCUUCACGACACUGAUGUUGUUUCAUUUUCUUUAUAACUGAAACAAAUGCUAAUGUUUUGAGUGGAACAUUUUAGAGUAUUACUACUUUUUAAUGUGCUUGAUUCUGAUGUGAAGAAAAAAUUCAAAAACAUUUAAAAAAAUAUUUAAAAUAAUUUAAAAAAAGGUAAAGACUAUUUAAGUACAUGUUUGUAUAUUAUAUAUUGAUUAUGUUAAUUAGGAGUGUGUGAUCUAUAAUAAGCUAUAACUAAUGUACUGUAUUAUGGAACAUCAUAAUCAUGUUAUCACUUUUAAAUAUUCAGGAAAAAUAAUAGAUGUGAAUGGAUUUGAGGAUCAAUUAAAGCAUAAAUGCCUGUAUAUAGUUUGAUAAGUGACAUCUGUAAUUUAUACUUCAUCGUUUAACAGCACUGUCUAUCAUAGUUAUGUCUGUAUUACAGUACUUCACCAAGAGAGAAUCUGUCAACAUCAGUCUGGGCCAUCAGUAAUGUUAUGGGUCUGCUAGGGUCUAAAUUGUUAAUCAAGGGGCUCGCGUCUCAACUAACAUCCCUAUCAGUAAUUGAGGGGCUGACGUAAAUCAUGGUCCCAGUUUUUAAUCCAGGGUUUGUAUGUCAACUAGAGGCCCAAUCAGACCUCAAGCGGAACAGAUAACUUAAGGUCCUAGUUCUUUAUCCAAGGCUCAUAUGCCAACUAGAGGCCCAAUCAGACCUCAAGGGGAACAGAUGACUUAAGGUUCUAGUUCUUUAUCCAAGGCUCAUAUGCCAACUAGAGGCCUAAUCAGAAGUCAAGGGGCUCGCAUGGAAUAGGGUCCCAGCUCAUAAUUGAGAGCUUGCAUGUCAACUAGGGGCCUAGUCAGUGGAUUAUUUGUUCCAAGGGUCGAGGGUUCCACCAGUAAAUUAAGAGUCUUCGGUAACCAAAGGCUCCUUCCAGGAGUCCAGGAGAACCUGUACACUUCUGGUUUAUCUAGGGACUCCACGUGUAUGACCUUCCUUGUUUCUCUGAUCUCUGAUAUGAUACUUGAAAGCAGUCAAUAUACAAACCAGCGAGACGAUGAAGUGUGGUACAGACUGGUUAGAUAGAGGUGUUGUCUUUCAGACAAGAUCACUGACAUAUAUAUAUAUAUAUAUGUGUGCUUCUCAUAUGACAUGACCUUGGGGGUCGGGACUCAAAUUAGACUGCCCUUUGCCUCACAUUCACCUUCUGGGGGGAGGCCAUCAUAAACGAUUCUCAUGGUGCUUCGACCGACAUCGGUCAUCGUUAGUGGACAUAGAUUUUACAUCUUUAUCAAAAUCACUUCUUUUUGUCUUUAGUCAUGUUAACAAGGAUUUGAUGGGUUGUACGAAAACAGAAAAAAAAAAUGAAAUUUUGCUUUGUUAUUACUUUAAUUUCCUAGAUAGUAGAUACUAUAAUUAAACAAUUGUACAUAAACAAA
Messenger RNA from Mizuhopecten yessoensis (Yesso scallop), 8758 nucleotides. RefSeq names its product la-related protein 1B-like. The transcript has 20 exons. Bases 619 to 3921 code for a protein of 1100 amino acids. The record is from RefSeq and is a predicted model, not a curated record. Gene Ontology annotation, cellular component: ribonucleoprotein complex; nucleus; cytoplasmic stress granule. NCBI's taxonomy places the organism in Eukaryota, Metazoa, Mollusca, Bivalvia, Pectinida, Pectinidae. Gene Ontology annotation, molecular function: RNA cap binding. Gene Ontology annotation, biological process: RNA processing; mRNA stabilization; positive regulation of translation.